Molecule: messenger RNA, 1218 nt
Organism: Glycine soja
Lineage: Eukaryota; Viridiplantae; Streptophyta; Magnoliopsida; Fabales; Fabaceae
Product: calcium-binding protein CML38-like
Exons: 1
Coding region: 572-1006 (144 amino acids)
Molecular function (GO): calcium ion binding
Source: RefSeq, a predicted model, not a curated record
CACCCAAUUUAUAUAAAGACCCACUCGCAAAAUCUCAUGUUUCAUACCAUAGCCCAAAACCACAACAUAUAGUACAACUCAAAUUUCCAUUUUCAUACAAAGUUACAAUUUGUUACUUACACUACUACACUUUAGUUGUUCCAACACAAGUGUUUGUGGCAACAACUUUGAUUUGAGGUUCUACUUUUUUUUUGUGUAAUCAAGAAUAUUUAAGGUUUUUAUUUGAUAUUCGUCGAGUCAGUCCAUUUUUUGUUUUUUGAGUAAAGUGAUAUCCUCUGCUUCUUGAUUCUUAACUCCAAACUUUAGACGCUCCACCGUGUUUUUUUGUUACCUAUACUACACCCUUUAAGUGUUUGUAGCAAGGACUUUUGUGUGAGGUUUGUCAUAAUCAAGAGAUAUCUAAUCCUUCUAUUUGAUACUCAAUUACUCUUCUGGUCAGCCUAUUUUGAGGUAAAGUGAUAUCUUUAAUCGCAAUUCCGUUCCUAAGCUUAAGAAUCGAAUCUCAGAUUUUAGUUAGGAACUCAAGUGUCAAAUCACUUGUAUCAAGGACUUCUAGUUGAUUUGAGGUUCGAUGCACUAUAACAUGGGGAAGCAAGUUGGCUUUGAGGAUGUUCUAAGAUACUUUGACGAAGAUGGUGAUGGAAAGGUUUCGCCUUCAGAGCUGAAGCACGGGCUCGGAAUGAUGGGUGGUGAGCUUCCAAUGAAGGAAGCUGAGAUGGCAAUUGCGGCAUUGGAUUCUGAUGGAGAUGGGUUGCUGAGUUUGGAGGAUUUCAUUGCUCUCAUGGAAGCUGGGGGAGAGGAGCAGAAGUUGAAUGACUUGAAGGUAGCUUUUGAGAUGUAUGACACUGAAAGGUGUGGGUUUAUAACCCCUAAGAGCUUGAAAAAGAUGCUUAAGAAGAUGGGUGAGUCCAAAUCCAUUGAUGAGUGCAAAUCUAUGAUCAAACAGUUUGAUUUGAAUGGGGAUGGUGUCCUAAGCUUUGAAGAAUUCAGAAUUAUGAUGCAGUGAGGCAUGUAUAUAUAAAUGUUGAUUCUGUAUAGUGUGUAUUUGAAAUUUGAUUGAUUUGUUUGCACAUCCUAUGUAUAACACUAUAACUCCUGAUAGUACUAUUUUAGCAGCUUCUCGAUAGUGAUCAAAAUAACUAUCGGAUUUUGCCCCAACUGUGCUAUUUCAAUAAUUAUUCAAGUUUUCCUAAUGAGAGUUGUGUUAUUAUAGUUUGA